AAAGGACAGGAAGUCUUAUCCCUAACUGGUAUUUCUAAAUACAAUAGCAGCUUUUCUUGUUCCUGAAUUAAGAGUUUGUAUUGACUAUUUUUGACAGUGAAAAGGAAGAACUACAGAGAAAACAAAUUAUGAGAGUAUUGGUUAUUGGCCUUGGAGGUGUAACAAAUGGGGGGAAAACGACGCUGGCAGAAAAGCUUAAGAAAAUGCUUCCCAAGUGUGAUAUAAUCUCUCAGGAUGACUUCUUUAAGCCAGAGUCUGAAGUAGAAACAGAUGAACGUGGAUUUAAGCUAUAUGAUGUUCUUGAUGCUCUCUAUAUGGAUGAAUUGGUGAAAAGUAUUCGCAAUUGGAUGAAAAGCCCAGCAAGCUCAGGUGUUUCAACAGAGCUGCAGAGUCCAUGUGACAAUCUGAAAAAUACAGAUGAUGUUUAUAUUUUGAUUGUUGAAGGCUUUCUUCUAUACAAUUAUGAGCCACUUAAUGAACUAUGGAAUCGAAGAUAUUUUUUGACGCUUCCUUAUGAAGAGUGCAAAAGGAGAAGGAGCACCAGAGUCUAUCAGCCAGCAGAUACCCCAGGUUACUUCGAUGGACACGUAUGGCCUAUGUAUCUAAAAUACAAAAAUGAACUGGAAGAGAAUGCAAGUAACAUUGUUUACUUGGAUGGAACAAAAUCCCAAGAGGAGCUUUUAACCAGUGUGUAUAGUGAUAUAAUACAAGAACUAAAAAAACUGAUGGAAGGAAGUCCGCAGGUCACAGAAUGAUAAUUUAGGAAGCCUGGGUUCCAUUUGAUACCAAUUGAAAAUCCCAAGAUUCAGACUUAGUAAGCUGACCAACUGAGCAGAUGCUGCGCGUACACACAAUGCAAGUGGAUGUAUAGCACCUAUUGACUAAGCCUCAGAUAUUCCUGAAUAGUAUCAACAGUGCAGUUCCUUUAAUCAGUCAUGCUUUUGUCGAUCUUUAAAUCUGAUUGAAUGUGUACAUUUUCAAGAAUAUAAACAUUUUUUGUGUACAAAGAUGCAGCUCUGUUGGAUUAAUAAUCCUGUUCAAGCACGAAUGCAAUUUGAAGUGUUCAUAUAGGAGUGACAGUUAUUACAUCUAAUAUUGUUACAAGCCUCUAAUCACUGAUAGAGGAACUAGCUAUAUGCCUUGACAAAAUUAAGUGUAAGGUUGUAUAAGCUGUUACACCGCUUACUCAGUAAGUGAAGCUGGUACUGAAUACAUCAGAAUUGACCUUAUUUAGACUUGCUAAAUACCUCUGUGGUGAAUGUCAAGUAAUCUUUAUAUGGUGAACUGUGUGGAACAGUUCACGACAGACACUUUAAAAUA
Messenger RNA from Dryobates pubescens (Downy woodpecker), 1320 nucleotides. RefSeq names its product nicotinamide riboside kinase 1 (gene NMRK1). The record is from RefSeq and is a predicted model, not a curated record. NCBI's taxonomy places the organism in Eukaryota, Metazoa, Chordata, Aves, Piciformes, Picidae. The transcript is spliced from 8 exons. Gene Ontology annotation, cellular component: cytoplasm. Bases 129 to 755 code for a protein of 208 amino acids.